This is a messenger RNA of Monopterus albus (swamp eel), 2238 nucleotides long. RefSeq names its product GRAM domain containing 1c (gene gramd1c). The transcript is spliced from 17 exons. The coding region runs from base 1 to 1980 and encodes 659 amino acids. Gene Ontology annotation, biological process: intracellular sterol transport. Gene Ontology annotation, molecular function: cholesterol binding; cholesterol transfer activity. The record is from RefSeq and is a predicted model, not a curated record. Gene Ontology annotation, cellular component: endoplasmic reticulum-plasma membrane contact site; plasma membrane; endoplasmic reticulum membrane. Lineage: Eukaryota; Metazoa; Chordata; Actinopteri; Synbranchiformes; Synbranchidae.
AUGGACCAGUUAUCCAACCGGUCAGGGGUGGCCAGUGAUGACAUCACAGAUGAAACAACAUCCUUUGUGGAUGUCAGGUGGACCUCUGAAGAAGAAGAGAGCUCUGAUCCUAAGGCGCUGUGUGUUGCGGCACCUCAGACUACUCUGUCAACCUACAAACUGAGGUCUGAUGAGUUUAAGAAGUUGUUCAAAGAGCUUCCAGAGUCCGAGAGACUCAUACAGGACUACCCAUGUGCCCUCCAGCGGGACAUCUUCCUCCAUGGACGGCUCUACCUCUCACAGAACUGGCUCUGUUUCUACAGCAAUGUGUUUCGGGGUACGAAGAUUGCACUGUCCCUUAAAGACAUCAUAUCUAUGACCAGAGAGAAAACAGCUCGAUGGAUUCCUAAUGCUAUCCAGAUCUGCACGAACACAGAGAAGUACUUCUUCACUUCCUUCGCAGCAAGAGAGAAAAGUUAUCUGGGUUUUUUCCGUAUGUGGCAAAACGCACUUUUAGACAAGCCUCUGACCAACUUGGAGUUGUGGCAGAUGGUUAAACAGCAUUAUGGACAAGACCUGGGGCUGAGCCAUGAAGAAAUGGAGAGCUUACAGAUAUCAUCGGAAUCAAGCAUGCAGACCAGUCUGAGUGCAAGGCCCAGUAGUGAUGAUGGCCUCGGAAGGCUAGAGCAGACCCCUUCCCUUCGCCUACCUGUGAUUGAGCAUGGGCCUGUAGAGACCUCAACACCUCAAGGGGAAGACCUGCUGUCCUCUCCUGGUUCACAGAACACAGCCAACACGGAUGACUCUCGCAACACCCCGUCUCAGCGGCGCAGUCCUGUCCCCUCAGUGGACCGUCUUGUGCCAGAACGGGUUUCCAAACGCUCCUCGCUUUCUCUUGACCUCAACGCCAAUGAAAAUGGUUUAUCAGAUCAGAGUUCAGAAAGCAUCGAGGAAUCGGAGCAGCGAGUGGGUCUGUCCCAGGAGCAUGGGCGUCUCAAUAUAAACAGAGUUUUCCACAUCAGCGCCAACAAAAUGUUUGAGUUGUUAUUCACCGAUUCUGACUUCAUCCGCAGGUUUAUGGACAUGAGGAAGAUUAGCAAUACUAGCAUAACUGCUUGGCAAAAAGACGCCUCAGGAAACAUGAAGCGCACUCUGAAAUACACAAUAACCAUCAACAACCCUCUGAUUGGCAAAUUCACCACUGUUACAGAGAACCAGCAUCUGAGAGUUAAAGAAUCCAAGGAUGGUCAUUAUUACCACGUGGAUGCAGAGGUGUACACUCGUGACGUUCCCUACCAUGAUUACUUCUACACACAAAAUCGAUACUGCAUCAUAAGUAACUCCAAGCGGAAGUGUCGACUAAGGGUCUACACUGAUGUGAAGUACAAGAAGCAGCCAUGGGGUCUGGUCAAAUCCUUUAUUACCAAGCAUACCUGGAGCGGCAUAGAGGAUUAUUUCAGACAGCUGGAAGCUGAACUGCUGGAGGAGGAAGCGGAGAUGAAUCAAACGGGCAGUGAUGCUGGGAAGAUGGGUGGGCUUCGAAGAAGGAGGCGGACUUACAGCCGGAGUCUGUCCGACCACACGAAACCCAACAAGCAGUACGGGCAAAACCCUGAGCAGCACAGAGAAGGCCACAUGGGCUCCAUAGAAAUGAAUGGCCCAUACAGAUGGAACACCAAUACGAUAAUAGCUGCGAUGAGUGUGAUUUUGCUAAUUCUGACGGUGCUGAACCUGGGCCUGUUUUUCAAGUUGUGGGCCAUGGAGGAUGUGACUCACCGCAUGUACCUGAGCACAAAGCAUCGGCUUAGGGAGAGGAGUGAGGCCAGCUUUGCCUCUGACUACAGUCCCAAACAGGAAUUUGGGUACUGGACCAGGGAAGAGAUGCGCUUGCUAAAAACUGUACUACAGGACUCCAUCAGACUUUUAGAACAGCUCCGCAACUCUCUGGUGCUGCUGCAGCAGAACUUCGCCUUGGCCAAUCACACAGCAGCACCGCUGUGAUGCUCCACACCUGCUGACAAUAGAGCACCUGCCUCCAGCCCUGUUGAGGGGAAAAAGGAUUGUAGCACUGAACAGCCUCUCAGGAAAUCUCUAGUGUCCAGUGACGUUGCAGUAAAGAAAUCCCCAGGUCCCUGACAUGCAUUGGUUGCCAUGGGUUACACAUCCCAAAGCCUGUAGUGGGGCCAUCAGGUGCCAGGAUGUUUUUAAAGCUGCAGACUGGUUGCUGAAAGAACGGUCAGUGCUACUGUUGGCACCUGG